GGAAUAAUUGAGCUUAUGGUAACUGGAUUGUUCAUCGGAAGAUACUGGACUGUUCAUGCUAAUGGUAACUGCAGCGCGUGCAGUUAUUUUGGUACAUUCAGGAUUAACAAGUGCCAAUUUGGUUGUCUCCAACCGACUCAACAAUGGUAUCAUGUUCCUCAGUCUUGGCUCAAGCCAUCCCAAAAUCUGUUGGUGGUAUUUGAGGAGCUUGCUGGCGAUGUUACAAAGAUUGAUCUUCUGAAAGUCACCCACGUGUUGAGAAAUGGCAGACCAAGAACUGAGGCAAACUGAAGGAGCAAAAGAAGCCUAAACUUCGACUAGAGUGUACAAA
Molecule: messenger RNA, 331 nt
Organism: Rosa rugosa (rugosa rose)
Lineage: Eukaryota; Viridiplantae; Streptophyta; Magnoliopsida; Rosales; Rosaceae
Product: beta-galactosidase 5-like
Exons: 2
Coding region: 16-291 (91 amino acids)
Biological process (GO): carbohydrate metabolic process
Cellular component (GO): cell wall; vacuole
Molecular function (GO): beta-galactosidase activity
Source: RefSeq, a predicted model, not a curated record